UUGCCUGAGAAGAAGUGGGGCAGCUGAAAAGCAAAGAGAAGAGAGAAAACUUUGUGGGCAAUGUGGCCGAAGAACCCAUGUAUUCAGUCCAUAAAGCUCCAAGAAGUGGAGGUGGUGGGCCUGCUCACAGAGCCUUCCUUUCACAUGGCGGUGCAUGCAGUGGAGACCCUUAGGAGAAAUUUCCCUACCAAGAUAGCUGAGCCUAAAGUACUUCCUUUAUUGCAGUUUGCAUGGGAUGAAUAUCUACAAGAAAAAAAGAAGGAACUGAGGGGUGAAACAUGGGAAUAUCCAUCCAAUGUGAUGUGUUUUGUUGACGACCAGCUUCUUGGAGAUGAAAAAAUGCUGCUGAAGUGGGCUUAUGAUGUCUGGGAUUAUAAAGACUUUAAGCCUAUAGCACUUUAUGAAGCAAUUACAUCAGAUUUCCUCACAAAAUACUUAAAAGCCAAAAAGCAUAUGUUUGUUUUCAUGGAAAUAGCAAUUCAGGAAGUUUCGAUUGGAAAAUUGCUCUUUGAGCUCUAUUCUGACAUUUGCCCCAGAACAUGCCAUAAUUUCAAGUGUUUAUGUACAGGAGAGAAAGGGGACUCUGAGUCUGGAUUGGCACUCACUUACAAGGAUUCAAUUUUUCAUCGAAUUGUAAAAAAUGGCUGGAUACAAGGAGGAGAUAUAAAUGGUGGAAGAGGAAAUGGAGGUGAAUCGAUACAUGGACCCGUCUUUGAAGAUGAAAAUUUUGCAGUUCCCCAUGAUAAGAGAGGAGUUCUUGGAAUGGUCAACAAAGGACGCCACACCAACGGAUCCCAGUUCUACAUCACAUUACA
Messenger RNA from Protobothrops mucrosquamatus (brown spotted pit viper), 815 nucleotides. RefSeq names its product peptidylprolyl isomerase like 6 (gene PPIL6). Gene Ontology annotation, biological process: protein peptidyl-prolyl isomerization. Gene Ontology annotation, molecular function: peptidyl-prolyl cis-trans isomerase activity. The record is from RefSeq and is a predicted model, not a curated record. Lineage: Eukaryota; Metazoa; Chordata; Lepidosauria; Squamata; Viperidae.